AUGAGUGGCGGAAAAGAUGAAGCCAGCGACAAAGCGUUGUUGAAGAUUCUGAAGAAAAAAUCGCAAAACACAAUCGCCAUUUUUUCCAGAGGAGAGUAUUUCACUGUCUACGGCGAUGAUGCCAGCUUUGUUGCAACUAACAUUUUCAAAAGCGAUGUUUGUGUCAAGACAUUCACACUCUGUACUAACGAUUCACAACAGAUGAAGUAUAUUUCCGUGAAUCGUGGACAAUAUGAGAAGGUGGUUCGAGAAACGGUGGUACUUCUGAGGUGUUCUGUGGAGGUUUUCGCUAGUGAACAGGGAGAAUGGAAAAUGAUCAAACGGGGAUCACCUGGAAAUACAGUCGAGUUUGAACAGGAAAUUGGAGUUGUUGAUCAGGCUCCAGUUAUCGCUGUGUACCUCCAUCCUGGAGAUAAUGAUAUUCGGGUGGCUUUGUGCGCAUGGGAUUCGGGAAACGUUCGAAUUGUGACGAGCGAAUUUAUUGACACUAGCUGCUUCUCUCAAAUCGAGCAAUGCAUCUUUGGACUGUGUCCAACGGAGUACAUACUGGUUAAUGGAACAGCUUCUGGACCAAAAGUGAAGAAGUUGGCAAGCAUGUUCACAAAGAUGGAGGUGCACUGUAAACAACAAAUGAAACAAAAAUCCGAAUGGAAAGAUGUCCUAGAAUGCAUCCAUCAAGACUACAGAGAAGAGGCUGAAAAACAAAGUGAUCAAGUGAAGGAGUGUCUUCAGAUACUACACGCAAACGUCGCCGAUGAAUACAGCCACUCAGAAAAAUACAGUAUUUUUAACUAUGGAACUCAUGGAAAUAUGCAAAUCGACUCUUGCGCUGUCGAAGCCUUGGAGCUUUUCCAGUUGAAUUACAAUUAUCUUGAGAAAUCAAACAACCUGACUUUGUACAAUGUCUUAAAUAAGUGCAAAACUCUACCUGGAGAGAAGCUUCUCCGGGAUUGGCUUUCACGCCCACUUUGCAAUGUUGACCAUAUUAACGAACGGCUGGAUGUCGUGGAAGCAUUAUCUGAGAAUCAGACAAUCCGUCAGAAACUACACGAUUCGUUUCUUGCAAGAAUGCCAGAUUGCUCACAACUGGCGCGUCGACUUAUGCGAAAAUGUACUCUUCAAGAUCUCAAUCGAUUCUAUCAAGCAGCCACCCUUCUUGAAAGCGUGGAACUGCAACUGAUUCAUCUCUCCGAAGAUGAAAGAUUCUCCGCUUCCAUUGAUCGUCUUCUCAAGUCGGAAGUAACUUCGAUUUUGAAGAAAGUGGAAAGAUUUCUAGUUCUGUGCGAUGAAUUCUUCGAUUUUGACUAUGAAAAAGAGCAUAAAGAAAUUCGAGUUCGUGUUGAUUUCGUUCCGGAAAUUCAAGAGAUCAGUGAGAAGCUCGAGCAAGUGGAAAAAAUUGCAGAGAAAUUACGCAAGAAAUAUUCUUCGAAGUUCGAAUGCGAAAAUAUGAAACUGGAUAAGAACUCAUUAUAUGGCUACUAUUUCAGAGUCACUUUGAAGGUUAGCUGUGUGCAACUGAAGUUAUUCAAGAAUAUAUUUCAGGAUGAAAAAGCUAUUCGUAAGAAGGAUGUUCAAAUUUUGGAGACUACAAAAGGUAGUGGAGUGAAGUUUACGGUUUCAGAUCUCACUGAAAUUAAUGACGAUAUACGCGCGCAGAGGAAGAAGUCGUCUCAAUCUACAUUCUGUUCAAUGUCUUCCGGAAUAUAUGUCAGACCUCAACUUUUGCCACUUGGAUCGAAAUGUCUUGAGUUGAAACAAUGUAGACAUCCAGUUAUCGAAAGAAACAGUGAGAAACCAUUCAUUCCAAAUGAUGUCAUUCUGAGUAAGUUGUUUUACCGUUUGCAGUUUAAAAAGAGGGAUUUUUCAGAAGAAAACCGCCUAAUUGUUCUCACUGGUGCUAACAUGGGUGGCAAAAGCACAUAUCUUCGUUCUGCAGCUCUUUCCAUUCUUCUUGCUCAAAUCGGGUCAUUCGUUCCAUGCAGUUCUGCUAUGAUUUCCGUUGUGGACGGAAUCUUCACCCGUGUUGGCGCCUCUGAUAAGCAAUCACAAGGAAUUUCAACAUUCAUGGCUGAAAUGCUUGACUGCUCCGCAAUCCUUCAAAGAGCAACCGAAAAUUCGUUUGUUGUUAUUGAUGAGCUUGGACGCGGAACAUCUACUUUUGAUGGAUUCGGAAUCGCUUCCGCCAUUGCACAGGACAUCCUUAAUAGGAUCAAAUGCCUAUGCAUCUUUGCCACUCACUUCCAUGAAAUGGGAAAACUUGCUGAACAACCUGGCGCUAUUGCUCUACAGAUGGGAAUUCAAAUCGAGAACAACCAAAUUCACAUGCUCUACAAAGUCUUCGAAGGUAUUGCACAGCGCUCCUUUGGUUUGCAAGUAGCAAAAAUGGUUGGACUUGAUGAAGAUGUUAUCAAUAUUUCGAUAUUUCAGAAAGCAUCUCAACUAUUGGAAAAUCUCCAGAAGAAGGUCAUCAUCGAUAGUGAAAAAAAGAAGGAACUUCUUGAAUCUUCCGACAUCAGACAAUCUAUUCUCCGCCUCAUCAACUGA
Molecule: messenger RNA, 2544 nt
Organism: Caenorhabditis briggsae
Lineage: Eukaryota; Metazoa; Nematoda; Chromadorea; Rhabditida; Rhabditidae
Gene: Cbr-msh-2
Product: Protein CBR-MSH-2
Exons: 8
Coding region: 1-2544 (847 amino acids)
Biological process (GO): mismatch repair
Cellular component (GO): nucleus; MutSalpha complex
Molecular function (GO): ATP binding; ATP-dependent DNA damage sensor activity; mismatched DNA binding
Source: RefSeq, a predicted model, not a curated record